Molecule: messenger RNA, 855 nt
Organism: Alnus glutinosa
Lineage: Eukaryota; Viridiplantae; Streptophyta; Magnoliopsida; Fagales; Betulaceae
Product: transcription factor bHLH131
Exons: 4
Coding region: 1-855 (284 amino acids)
Biological process (GO): regulation of DNA-templated transcription
Molecular function (GO): protein dimerization activity; DNA-binding transcription factor activity
Source: RefSeq, a predicted model, not a curated record
AUGAUGUUUGUGAUGAAUGCUGCGUCGCGGUCGUUGCCGCCGUAUAGGUCGGUGUCGAAGGUGACGGAGGUCAACCCAAAGCCAGUUGCUGCUCCAUACGCCUCCGCUCUUCCUGGGUCUUCGCGAUCUCCGGGUCCAUGGCGAAAUGGUCGAACGAUUUGGGGUUUCCGGCCAGAUCCGGCCGAAACCGGCUUUGGGUUGUUUUGGUUAGAACAAAACAUGCAACAGUUUCAAAGUUACUAUAAAUCAGAGGCACGUACAAUACAAACUAGCUUCUCUCAAGGAGUUCUCUCAGCCAAUAAAAUUUCAUUCUACAAACCAAAAUCAAAAGCUGAGGCCAAACAACUCGCUGCCAAGAAACACAGCGAGGCAGAGAGGAGGCGCAGGAUGCGAAUCAAUGGCCAAUACGCCACUCUUCGCAAUAUCCUUCCAAACUUGAUCAAAAUGGACAAGGCGGCGGUGCUGGCAGAGACGGUCCGGCAAGUGAGGGAGCUGAGAAAGGCAGUUUCUGGUCUGGAAGCAGUUUGUAGUGGUAAGGAUUGUGUGUUCCCGGGUGAGAUGGACAAGCUGAGUUUGGAAAACUGUGACGAUGAGCAGGGGCUGGUGAAGGCCACGUUCAGCUGUGAGGAUAGGCCAGGAUUGAUGUCGACGGUGGCAAAGGCGCUGAGAACGGUGAAAGGGAGGGUGGUGAAGUCUGAAAUGGUGACAGUGGGUGGGAGGACCAAGAGUGUUUUGUGGGUGCGAGGGCUGGGUGGUGGAAACGAAGGGAUUGUGAUGCUAAGGAGAGCUUUGAAGGUGGUCAUAGAGAGGCCCAUAUUGUCAGGGAUGAUCAGCAAUAACCCACGGUUCACUUGA